Molecule: messenger RNA, 5338 nt
Organism: Neolamprologus brichardi
Lineage: Eukaryota; Metazoa; Chordata; Actinopteri; Cichliformes; Cichlidae
Source: RefSeq, a predicted model, not a curated record
AUGAGCACCGAUGCUGAGAUGGCCCAGUACGGGCCGGCAGCCAUCUAUCUCCGGAAACCUGAGAAAGAGCGAAUUGAGGCUCAGAACCGUCCGUUUGAUGCCAGAACAGCCUGCUUCGUGCCUGAACCCAAGGAGCUGUACAUCAAAGGUGUCGUCCAGAGCAGAGAAGGUGGCCAAGUCACCGUGAAGACCGAAGCUGAUGAGACUGUAACAGUUAAGGACGAAGAUUGUCUUCCCAUGAAUCCUCCAAAGUACGACAAGAUCGAGGACAUGGCCAUGAUGACGCACCUCAACGAGCCCUCUGUGCUGUUUAACCUCAAAGAUCGUUAUGCGGCGUGGAUGAUUUAUACCUACUCUGGGCUCUUCUGUGUCACUGUGAACCCUUACAAGUGGCUGCCAGUUUAUGACCCACAGGUGGUGGCAGCCUACAGGGGGAAAAAGCGCAUGGAGGCCCCGCCACACAUUUUCUCUGUUUCUGAUAAUGCAUAUCAAAAUAUGCUUACAGAUCGUGAGAACCAGUCUGUCCUGAUUACUGGAGAAUCUGGUGCAGGAAAGACCGUCAACACCAAGCGUGUCAUCCAGUACUUUGCGACAAUCGCAGUGUCCGGUGGUGACAAGAAGGAUCACUCUGCUGGAAAAAUCCAGGGGACGCUGGAAGAUCAAAUCAUUUCAGCGAAUCCCCUGCUGGAAGCCUUUGGAAAUGCCAAGACUGUGAGGAACGAUAACUCCUCAAGAUUUGGCAAAUUUAUCAGAAUUCACUUCGGAACUACAGGAAAACUGUCUUCUGCUGAUAUAGAAACUUAUCUGCUGGAAAAGUCCAGAGUGACUUUCCAGUUGUCUGAAGAGAGGAGCUACCACAUCUUCUAUCAGAUACUGACCGGGCACAAGCCAGAGCUUAUAGAAAUGCUCCUCAUAACAACAAACCCGUAUGACUUCCCCAUGAUCAGUCAGGGGCAGAUUUCUGUGGCCAGCAUCAACGACAUAGAAGAGCUGGUGGCCACGGACACUGCCAUCGACAUCCUGGGCUUCAGCAGCGAAGAAAAAGUCUCCAUCUACAAACUGACUGGCGCUGUGAUACAUUAUGGGAACAUGAAGUUCAAGCAGAAGCAGCGUGAGGAGCAGGCCGAGCCCGAUGGCACCGAGGUGGCAGACAAAGUCGCCUUCCUCAUGGGCCUGAACUCUGCUGACCUGCUGAAAGGACUCUGCUACCCCAGAGUGAAGGUGGGGAAUGAAUAUGUCACCAAAGGCCAGACAGUCCCUCAGGUCGCCAAUGCAGUCAGUGCUCUGGCCAAAUCUGUCUAUGAGAAGAUGUUCUUAUGGAUGGUCAUUCGGAUCAAUGAGAUGUUGGACACAAAGCAGCCGAGGCAGUUCUUCAUCGGCGUGUUGGACAUCGCUGGAUUUGAGAUAUUUGAUUUCAACAGCAUGGAGCAGCUCUGCAUUAACUUCACCAACGAGAAGCUGCAACAGUAUUUCAACCAUCACAUGUUCGUGCUGGAACAAGAAGAAUACAAAAAGGAGGGAAUCGACUGGGAGUUUAUUGACUUUGGUAUGGACCUGGCAGCCUGCAUUGAGCUCAUUGAAAAGCCAAUGGGCAUCUUCUCCAUCCUUGAAGAGGAGUGCAUGUUCCCCAAGGCCUCAGAUGCUUCUUUUAAGAACAAACUCUAUGACCAGCAUCUUGGCAAAACAAGUGCUUUCCAGAAACCAAAGGUUGUCAAAGGCAAACCUGAGGCGCACUUUUCCUUGGUGCACUAUGCCGGCACCGUGGAUUACAACAUUGGCGGCUGGUUGGAGAAGAACAAAGACCCACUGAACGAGUCGGUGGUGCAGCUGUACCAGAAGUCAUCAAUGAAACUGUUGUCGUACUUGUAUGCCUCUUUUUCCAGUGCAGAAGCAGAAUCAGGUGGUGAUGCUGGAGGAGGCAAAGGUGGAAAGAAGGGAGGAAAGAAGAAGGGAGGCUCAUUUCAGACAGUAUCUGCUGUUUUCAGGGGAAUACAUUUUAAAAGUAACCUUCCCAACACUGUUCAUACGCCAUAUUGUUUGCAGGUAUUCUUUAAAGCUGGCUUACUCGGCACUCUUGAGGAGCUGCGAGAUGAAAAGCUGGCCUCUCUCGUGACCCAGACUCAAGCUCUGUGUCGUGGCUAUCUGAUGAGAAAAGAAUUCUCCAAUUUAAUCGCACAAAGAGACUGCGUCUGGAUUCUCCAGUAUAACCUGCGCUCGUUCAUGAAUGUCAAACACUGGCCAUGGAUGAAGCUGUUCUUUAAAAUAAAGCCACUUCUGAAAAGCGCAGCAACUGAAAAGGAGAUGGCAACAAUGAAAGAAGACUUCGUCAAGUGUAAAGACGAUCUGGCAAAGUCAGAGGCCAAGAGAAAGGAGCUCGAAGAGAAAAUGGUUUCUCUGUUGCAGGAGAAAAAUAACCUCCUCCUGCAAGUACAAGCUGACUCUGAAAAUCUUUGUGAUGCAGAGGAGAGAUGCGAAGGUUUGAUCAAAAGCAAAAUUCAGCUGGAGGCCAAACUCAAAGAGGUGUCGGAGAGGCUGGAGGACGAAGAGGAGAUGAACGCGGAGUUGACCGCCAAGAAGAGGAAGCUCGAAGACGAAUCUUCUGAGCUUAAAAAAGACAUCGAUGACCUGGAGCUCACGCUGGCUAAAGUUGAGAAGGAGAAACAUGCUACCGAAAACAAGGUUAAAAACCUGAUGGAGGAGCUGGCUGGUCAGGAUGAAAACAUGACCAAACUCAGCAAGGAGAAGAAAGCUCUCCAAGAGGCUCAUCAGCAAACCCUGGAUGACCUUCAAGCAGAGGAGGACAAAGUCAACAGUCUGACCAAAGCCAAGUCUAAGCUGGAGCAGCAAGUGGAUGACCUUGAAGGUUCACUGGAGCAAGAAAAGAAGAUCCGCAUGGACCUGGAAAGAGCUAAACGGAAGCUCGAGGGGGAUCUGAAGCUGACGCAGGAAUCCCUCAUGGACCUGGAAAAUGACAAACAACAAGCUGAGGAGAAAAUUAAGAAAAAGGAAUUUGAAAACAGCCAGCUGCUCAGCAAAAUUUCGGACGAGCAAGCUAUAAACAACCAGCUCCAGAAGAAAAUCAAGGAGCUCCAUGCUCGCAUUGAAGAAUUGGAGGAAGAAGUUGAGGCCGAGCGGGCGGUCCGAGCCAAGAUCGAGAAGCAGAGGUCUGACCUCGCCAGGGAGCUCGAUGAGAUCAGCGAGAGGCUGGAGGAGGCCGGAGGAGCCACCGCCGCCCAGAUCGAGAUGAACAAGAAGCACGAGGCUGAGUUCCUCAAACUGCGGCGCGACCUGGAGGAGUCCACGCUGCACCACGAGGCCACGACGGCGGCUUUACGCAAGAAGCAGGCGGACAGCAUGGCCGAGCUGGCCGAAUUAUCCCGACAAAUGGAAGAGAGAGAAAGUCUCGUCUCCCAACUGACGAGAGGCAAACAGGGAUUCACAACACAGAUCGACGAGUUGAAACGACUGAUAGAGGAGGAAACGAAGGCAAAAAACGCCCUAGCUCACAGUCUGCAGUCAGCUCGUCACGACUGCGACCUCCUUCGCGAGCAGUACGAGGAGGAGCAGGAGGCCAAAGCCGAGCUGCAGCGCUGUUUGUCUAAGGCGAACUCGGAGGUGGCCAUCUGGAGGAACAAAUAUGAGACUGAUGCCAUCCAACGCACCGAAGAGCUCGAGGAGGCAAAGAAAAAGCUCGCCCAGCGUCUGCAAGAGGCUGAAGAACAAAUCGAGGCGGUGAACUCAAAGUGCGCCUCUCUGGAGAAAACGAAACAGCGGCUUCAGAAUGAAAUGGAGGACCUGAUGGUGGAUGUGGAACGAUCCAACAGCUUAGCUGCUACACUAGACAAGAAGCAGAGAAACUUUGACAAGAUUCUGGCUGAGUGGAAGCAGAAGUACGAGGAGUCUCAGGCUGAGCUCGAGGGAACUCAGAAGGAGAGUCGAUCUCUGAGCACCGAGCUCUUCAAACUGAAGAACUCAUACGAGGAAGCUUUGGAUCAUCUGGAGACGGUGAAGAGGGAGAAUAAAAACCUGCAGCAGGAGAUCUCAGACUUAACAGAACAACUUGGGGAGAGCGGAAAGACGAUUCACGAGCUCGACAAAUUCAAGAAGCAGGUGGAAACGGAGAAAUAUGACAUGCAGGCUGCGCUGGAAGAAGCUGAGGCUUCCCUGGAGCAGGAGGAGUCGAAGAUCCUGCAUGCACAGAUGGAGCUGAACCAGAUGAAGGCUGAAGUCGACCGGAAAUCAGCGGAGAAAGACGAGGAGAUCGACCAGAUGAAGAGGAACCAUCAGAGAGUGUUGGAGUCCAUGCAGGCCACUCUGGACGCCGAGGUCCGCAGCAGGAACGACGCUCUGAGGGUGAAGAAGAAGAUGGAGGGAGACCUGAACGAGAUGGAGAUCCAGCUGAACCACGCUAACAGGCAGGCGGCCGAGGCUCAGAAACACCUGAGGAACAUUCAGGGGCAACUCAAGGAUGCCCAAAUCCACCUGGAUGAAUCUGUGAGAGGACAGGAAGAUAUGAAGGAACAAGUAGCCAUGAUGGAGCGCAGAACAACCUUGAUGCAGGCCGAGAUCGAAGAGCUUCGAGCUGCUGUGGAGCAGACGGAGCGCAGUCGAAAAGUGGCUGAACAGGAACUGAUCGAUGCCAGCGAGCGCGCGGGACUUCUGCAUUCUCAGAACACAAGCCUUCUAAACACCAAGAAGAAGCUGGAGGCGGAUGUAACUCAGCUUCACUGUGAAAUAGAAGAAGCCGUUCAAGAGGCCAGGAAUGCCGAGGAGAAGGCUAAGAAAGCCAUUACUGAUGCUGCCAUGAUGGCGGAAGAGCUGAAAAAAGAGCAGGACACCAGCGCUCACCUGGAGAGGAUGAAGAAGAACCUGGAGGUGACGGUGAAAGACCUUCAGCACCGAUUGGAUGAGGCCGAAAACUUGGCCAUGAAGGGUGGAAAGAAGCAGCUUCAGAAAUUGGAGGCCAGGGUCCGCGAGCUGGAGAACGAGCUUGAAGCCGAGCAAAAACGUUCCACCGAGGCCAUCAAAGGAGUCCGAAAAUAUGAGAGGAAAAUCAAAGAGUUAACCUAUCAGUCCGAGGAAGACAAGAAAAACAACAUUCGGCUGCAGGAUUUGGUGGACAAACUCCAGAGCAAGAUGAAAGCCUACAAGCGACAAGCUGAAGAAGCUGAGGAGCAGGCCAAUGUGCACAUGGCCAGAUUCAGGAAGGUUCAGCAUGAGCUGGAGGAGGCCGAGGAGAGAGCUGACAUGGCCGAAUCUCUGGCCAACAAGAUGAGAGCCAAGAGCCGUGAAAUAGGCUCGAAGGCCCAGGAGGGACAGGGCGAGUAACAGAGUGCAC